GGGAAAUGGAAAAACACGGAACUUAGCAAGUCAAAGUCAACAGACGGUAUAAAAGUCCCUUUGGUUAAUCUCUCGCCCUCCUCUGUUGAGUAAGGAGCUUUUCUUUUCCAUUGUGAAUCAGAGUACAUCCUUGAGAUUUUCCCUCUGAAAUUUCGACGUAGAGUUUUUUUAAAGUGGGAGAUCCUUACUUAAGGCCGACCCAAUUGAACCUGUAUGUGUUUUCAAAAUUAUAUUAUUUGAGUGAGGACUAUUUUUUAGGGCAAAGGAGAAGGCACUGUCUCCUCCUCUGAAGAGACGCAGUUUACUUUGGAGCCGGCGAGCUGCUUGAUUCGUUCAGGAAAGGCGCAAGAGGAGAGGGGCAAGAGGCAGCACCAAGAUCACCCCCCCACCCCGCCUCUGCCAUCUCUCUCCCCCGGCCCACAGUGAUCACCAUGAAACCCGCCGCCUUCCCUUACCUCGGGCUGUUGUGCGCCACUCUCGUCUCAUGUCAGGUCCCGCCAGGAAAAAGGAACUUUAAAUGUGGAGGAGUACGAAGUGGACAGUCAGGUUUCAUCGGAAGUGAGGGAUUCCCUCGACUUUACCCACCCAACAGUAAAUGCACUUGGAAAAUCACGGUACCAAAAGGCCGAGUGGUAGCUCUGAAUUUUCGCUUCCUCGAUCUGGAACGGGACACUCUCUGCAGAUACGAUUACAUUGAUGUCUACAAUGGACAUGUCAAUGGCCAGCGGUUGGGCAGGUUUUGUGGUACUUCAAAACCUGGAGCCAUCAUUUCAACUGGCAACAAGAUGAUGGUACAGAUGGUAACUGAUGCCAACACUGCAGGAAAUGGUUUUGUUGCUAUGUACUCAGCAACUCGGCCAAACCAGAGAAAUGAUCAGUUUUGUGGUGGUCGUUUGGAAAAAUCACCUGGCUCCUUCAAAACACCUAACUGGCCAGACCAUGAUUACCCAGCCGGAGUCUCCUGCUCAUGGCACAUAGUGGCACCCAAACAUCAGAUAAUUGAGUUAAAGUUCGAGAAGUUUGAUGUUGAAAGAGAUAGCUACUGUCGAUAUGAUUAUGUUUCUGUAUUUAAUGGUGGUGAAAAUGAUGAAGCAAAACGAAUUGGAAAAUACUGCGGCGACAGUCCUCCAGCGCCAGUUCUGUCCCAGGAAAAUGAAAUUGUCGUGCAGUUUCUUUCGGAUCUUAGUGUCACCGCUGAUGGAUUUCUGGCUCAUUACAAAUUCCGGUCAAAAAAGUUUCUCAGCACAACAACUUCCCCGGUCACAGCUGCAGUGACAACCACAGUGAAACCUACCAUACCCCCAUGCCAACUGAAGUGUAAAAAAACUGGAACGCUGCGCAGUAAUUACUGUGCUAGUGACUUUGUGUUAACUGGCACAGUUAUAACUGCUAUAACACGCAACGGCAGUAUUCACACCACCAUCUCCGUUAUUAAUAUUUUCAAAGAAGGGAGAAUGGCAAUUCAGCAAGCAGGGAAAAACAUGAGCGUCAAAAUAAUUUCAGUCUGUAAAAAGUGUCCAAUUAUUAAACGAGGACUGAAUUACAUCUUCAUGGGUCACGUAGAUGAAGCAGGCAGAGGUCAAGUGUUUCCUAAUAGCUUUGUCAUACCCUACAGAUCAAAGAACCAAAGGUUUCUGAACAACGUAAAGAACAGACGAUGCUAA
This is a messenger RNA of Chiloscyllium plagiosum (whitespotted bambooshark), 1664 nucleotides long. It is a transcript of the gene pcolce2b, whose product is annotated as procollagen C-endopeptidase enhancer 2b. Lineage: Eukaryota; Metazoa; Chordata; Chondrichthyes; Orectolobiformes; Hemiscylliidae. The record is from RefSeq and is a predicted model, not a curated record. Gene Ontology annotation, molecular function: collagen binding; peptidase activator activity; protein binding.